Messenger RNA from Trichosurus vulpecula (common brushtail), 4381 nucleotides. RefSeq names its product methionine sulfoxide reductase B3 (gene MSRB3). Gene Ontology annotation, biological process: protein repair; response to oxidative stress. Gene Ontology annotation, cellular component: cytoplasm. The transcript has 7 exons. Gene Ontology annotation, molecular function: peptide-methionine (R)-S-oxide reductase activity. NCBI's taxonomy places the organism in Eukaryota, Metazoa, Chordata, Mammalia, Diprotodontia, Phalangeridae. The coding region runs from base 228 to 779 and encodes 183 amino acids. The record is from RefSeq and is a predicted model, not a curated record.
AGCCGGGGAGGGACAGACAGCGGGGAGCCCGGCCAAGGCCACGGCGGCGGCCUCCCUCUGCCCAGUCAGUUUGUCCAUCUGUCAGUCCGCCCGUCCGUCCAUGCGCCCGCCGCGCGCCCUACGGCUCUGCCUCCAGCUCUGCCUCUGCCUGGCCGCGGCGGCUGCCCAGCAGCGGGCUCUUGCCCCUGUUCUUUGCCUCUCGUUUUGUUGGUGAAGAUAGCACAGUGAUGUCUGCAUUCAACCUGCUGCAUCUGGUGACAAAGAGCCAGCCAGUGGCCCAGCGAGCCUGUGGGCUUCCCUCAGGGUCAUGUAGGGAUAGAAAGAACUGUAAGGUGGUCUUUUCCCAGCAGGAACUGAGGAAGCGACUGACACCCCUGCAAUACCAUGUCACUCAGGAGAAAGGAACUGAGAGUGCCUUUGAAGGAAAAUAUACAAGUCAUAAAGAUCAUGGAAUGUACAAAUGUGUUGUUUGUGGGACUCCUUUAUUCAAUUCAGAAACCAAAUAUGACUCUGGUUCAGGUUGGCCCUCCUUCCAUGAUGUGAUAAGUUCCGAUGCAAUUACAUUCACGGAUGACUUUUCCCAUGGGAUGCAUAGGGUUGAAACAAGCUGCUCUCAGUGUGGUGCUCACCUUGGGCAUGUUUUCGAUGAUGGGCCCCGACCAACUGGCAAAAGAUACUGCAUAAAUUCUGCUUCCUUGUCUUUCACUCCUGCAGAGAAUGGUAACACCGAAGACAACAGUCUCAGCAUCCCUGCCCAAGCUGGCAAAAUGGAGCUGUAGAAUCAAAUUCAAUAUGAGACAACGAUCUUACCAGUUAGUAGGGGAAACAAAAAAAAAUACUACUAUCUUAUUCCAUAUAUGCAUAUAUAUUUUCAAACAUAGAAGGUCAGUUUGUGCUAUUGGUUUUUUCUUCCUCUUCUUUUUUGCUUAAACAGAGAGGCCUUAGACAUGAGUAUAUUUUGCUAUUGAUAAUAUUCUUAACUAUUUGUAUGUAGAUUUGAGGAAAAGAGAUAGUUUUGAGAAUGCCUUAUCACUAGAUAUUUGAGUACCAAGCUGCAAUACUUUCUUAAAAGUGAAUUUAAAGAAUCUCUCCCUUGCACAAGAAGGAAAGGGUGAUUUGGCCUCCAGACUCCAAAUUAGAGUACUCCCAUGUCAAGGCAAUUUGAAGAGAACUGAGCCUGGGUAGUGAGUUCAGACCUGCAAGACAGAUGGCCUUAGGGCAUUUGUAUGGAUCUAUUGAAGAUAAGGAUGGAGUGAUGCCUUACCAUACUUGUAGGCUUUGUGGAAAGUUUGAGCUAAGCAGUUUAUUCCCACUAAAAGGGUGUGAAGGUCUAAAGUCUUUCCUUAUGUUAAAUUGCUGCCAGAUCUGAGAGGGUACAGGGAGUGUUGUAGAAGGGGGAAGUAAACAUUACCUCACUUUCAUGCCUUUAUUUUAUUUUAUUUUCCAUUGAAAACAUUGGAAUGCAAGACAAAUGAAAAAGUUUGGGCUCCAUUUUGCUCAAGGUUCAUACUAAAGAACACCUGCCAUGGCUUUUUCUUAUGUCCUCCCUUCCACACCCAACACCAGCUGCAACUGAGGCAACAGUUUGGGAAAUUUGAACUGCUUAAAUUAAAAUAUUGGGAGUGGAAAGCUUCAAACCAAAGUAGGAGAUAUGGUGGAAAAACUAAGGGAUACACUGAUGACUGGAACCAUUGUAUGGCAGAUCAUCCUUGGGCAGACAGGACAUGGAACAAUUCAACAGAGCCCCAAAGGUGUGCUAACAUACAAGAGGGUGCAGGGUACUCUAUAAAUGUGGAAGUAGGAUUUGUGGGAUUAAAGAAGGAAGUUAGGAUUAGGUGUCUCAGGUUCCAGUCCCAUGCUUGCCAUUGGUCUGCCAUGUUAAACAUUACUCUAUCUGCCUGCAUCCCCAGGUAUGAAAUGAGAAUUAAAGCAUUUGUAAAGUACAUUGAAAUCCUCAGGGCAAAAGCACUAUAUUGCUGUGUAAUUAAUAUGAAUAAUAAUAAUACUAGCUUGCAUUUAUGUAGUGCUUAAAGGCUUGCAAAGUGCUUUACAUAUGUUAACUCAUUUGACUGUCACAACAACCCUGGGAGGUAGGUGCUAUUAUUGUCCCCAUUUUACAGAGGAGGAAAUUUGAGGCACAGAAGGGUUAAGUAACUUGCCCAGGGUCACACAGCUAGUAAAUGUCUGAGGGAAGAUUCAAACUCAGGUCUUCCUUGACUCCAAAUCUAUCACUCGAUGCACUGAGCCACCUAGCUGCCUCUAAAUAUUAGUACUAUUGUAUUAUUUUUCAUUUUCAAACCAAAUUUUGUUUUUUGUUCUAAAGGCUUUGAAGGUUUCAGGCUUGACGAUUGAAAUGGAAAGGAGUGGAGAGUAGGUUCACCUAACAGACUGGCAUGAAAACAGUGGGGUUGAGAGCCAGCAAUAUGGACUGGUUUUAUUCUUACACAUUUGUAUUUUAAUAUUUAGUCAGAAUGGGGACACACAUUAUUGUUGCACAAUAAGAUUGGAGUAGGAAUCCAAGAUGGAGUGAUGUCGCCUCAUGCUGCAGUGGUCUAGAAUGUUUGCUGACUAAUGCUAGACCUAAUUUGUACCAAUUAGUAAUUGAUAACUGAAGUUUUAGCUUGGGGCCUGAGUUUGAAAAUGCAACUCUUUUAUAAGUAAUUAAAAAGGAGGGAAUGAAAAAAAACUCAUGGAAAGUACCAUCUUGCCUCUUGGAAACUAAAUUAAAGAUAAGGAAAGAAUUCUUUGGAACACUGGAAAAAGAAAAGGAGUAAAACCAAAAAAGAUUUGAGUACCAAUGCUGAUUGCAUUCAUGCUGUGAGCCCCUAAGAUGUAUCCUAGGUCCCUAAAAUCCUGCUUCCUUUUUACUGCAAAAUGGGCUGCAUCUAGAUGAAUUUGAGUCUCUCCCCGUCAACCCCAUGGCUGGUCUUCUCCUUGUGCUCUAAAAACCCCAAGUGUCCCUCUUUCCUCCCUGAGGUAGAAAUUGGGACUAAGAUAGACCUAUCUAUAGCUGCCUUACCUCUAGCCCCAUUUCAGGGAUCUACUACAUUUAGGCCUCCUUGAAGAUCUCUUUUGAGGCUGGCCAAAGUGUAAGCAGGCACUGGAAAUAUGCCAUAUAUUCAUGAAUUCUCCUCUGCUGGUUCCUAAUCAGGGUGGAGUCCCACCUCCUCAGUCACUGUCUUCACGAUCUAUAGUUCUGAGGGAUCCAGAGAAGGUUCAGUGGUCCAGCUAAUAAGAAGUACCAAGUGCUUUGACUAUAGCUGCUAAGUUUUUCAUUAGCCUGUAGAAAAACCUGCCUCAACUUAAUUGGACAUUUACCAUGGCACUUGAGUGGAGAAGGUAAAGAAUAAAGGGGGCUUUUCUCCUUAAGGAAGGCUCCUCUCCCUUGGUUUCUUCAUUGCCAUUCCUUCAUCUUGUCUUUAUGGGGUUUAGUAUUUCCUGGGAAAGGAUUAUUCUCUUCAUUUUUUUUCUUUCAGAAAGGCCCAUUUUCUCUUAUUGCAUUUUCCAACAUCAAUUUUAAGAAAAAACACCAAUGUCCACUAACAAAGAAGUGGGGUGCAUACAUGUGUUUUAAUUCCAUGUUGCUUUUGGAUUUGUAUUAUCAAAUUUCAGUAUAUUUCCGUCUCACAUUAAAAAAAUAUUACUAAAACUUCAAUGAGCAAUAAUUUCAGCUGUCAUGCACUAGAUUUAUUUUUGCAGGAUAUGGAGUGCAAUGAACUGGGUCAAUAUGGUGAGGCACAUGUGAUCUGUGAGAGUUACACCAUUUUAAAAGGAAAUUCAUUGUGCUCUCCUUCCAUGCAUUACAACGUGGUAUGGGGCAAGAUGGAUUUCCUUGUCAUGCUAUUAGAACAUGCUGGACCCUGCUUGUAUUAUAGAGUACAAACAUUGGUCUGCUUGUGGUCACAAGAAAGGGACCUUGAGAGAGCAAUGAUAUAAAUACUGCCUUAGGAGAGUAUUUCUAUAUAUUUAACUUUGCACUUCUUUUAUGCUUUUAAAAUCUGAAUCCAAAUGACGUAGCAGUUUGAGAAUGUAUUUUACAAUAGUCUUCCAUAUUGUUAUUUUAUUUGAAAUGUGUUUCUUCAAAUAUGAACAAUGAGAAAAAAGGGAUGUAAGCUAGGGAAGGGAUUGUAUCUUCUUUGUAUCUUCCAGCACCUAGGACAGUGCCUUACACAUAGAAGGCGCUCAAUAAAUAUUGUUUGUUGAAUUGAACUUAUCGAAUUGUUGAAUCAAAUAUUUUUGCCUUAAGUAGAUUUGUAAUAACAUUUACCCCUCUAAACACUACAAACUUUUAAAAAAUCUUAUAAAAUGUUCAGUGGACAAAGCUUUUCUUAUGUCUAUUGUAUUAUGAAGAGUUAUGCAAUAAAACUCCUUUAUAAAGAAA